UUUGACAUAAUAAUGACAUUGUCAAUAACACGUGCUAGAUUUUGUGGUUGUUCUUUACAAAUACAAAACUUUAAAAGUAUUUUCUGUGUAUAAAUAUUGUAAGUUAAAUAUGGGCAAGAAAAGGAAACUUGGUGUGAAAGAUGAUGAAUUUGAAUUCGAUCCGAUACCAAGACAUUUAGUGACUUCGCACAUUAAAAAACAAGAAAAACGUCUCAUUGUUAUUUUGGAAAACGCUCAGCUUGAGACAGUAAAGACCGGCAACAGUUUCGAGUUAUUGAACUGUGAUGAUCAUGCAAACAUACUAAGAAAGAAUGAUCGAGACCCUGGCUCCUGCAGACCUGAUAUCACUCAUCAGUCAUUGCUGAUGUUGAUGGACUCUCCUCUGAACAGAGCUGGUUUGCUGCAAGUUUAUAUCCACACAGAGAAGAAUGUUCUCAUAGAAAUCAACCCACAAACUAGAAUACCUCGCACAUUUAAACGUUUUGCUGGUUUAAUGGUUCAACUUCUUCACAAAUUUGCAAUAAGAGCUUCAGAUGGUCCAAUGAAGUUAUUGAAAGUUAUAAAAAAUCCAGUCACUUCACAUUUACCCGUUGGUGUAAGAAAAGUGACAAUGUCUUUCAGUUCAAAAGUUGUGAAGAAUUGUAGAGAGUUAGUACCUAAGGAUGAGCCUAUAGUCAUGGUUAUUGGUGCCAUGGCUCAUGGCAAAGUGGAAGUAGAUUAUUCUGAAGAUGUUAUAUCAAUCAGCAACUAUCCAUUGUCAGCUGCCUUGACCUGUGCUAAAUUGUGUACCGCCUUUGAGGAAGUUUGGGAUGUUGCAUAACAAUAAAAACGUUGACAAAUUCAA
This is a messenger RNA of Helicoverpa zea (corn earworm), 844 nucleotides long. It is a transcript of the gene Nep1, whose product is annotated as ribosomal RNA small subunit methyltransferase NEP1. The record is from RefSeq and is a predicted model, not a curated record. Gene Ontology annotation, cellular component: small-subunit processome; nucleolus. Gene Ontology annotation, biological process: rRNA base methylation. Lineage: Eukaryota; Metazoa; Arthropoda; Insecta; Lepidoptera; Noctuidae. Bases 110 to 820 code for a protein of 236 amino acids. Gene Ontology annotation, molecular function: rRNA (pseudouridine) methyltransferase activity; rRNA binding. The transcript is spliced from 3 exons.